UUAUUCUGCUUAUUUGAUUCUGAACUGGACAGAAAAAAUGCCCGAUCAGAAACCCGCUCCCAAGAAGGGCGCUAAGAAAGCGCUGCCAAAACCAUCAGGCAAGUCUGGCAAGAAGCGAAGGAGGCUGAGGAAGGAGAGUUACUCCAUCUAUAUCUACAAAGUGAUGAAGCAGGUUCAUCCCGACACCGGCAUCUCCUCCAAGGCCAUGAGCAUCAUGAACUCGUUCGUGAACGAUAUUUUCGAGCGCAUCGCUGGCGAGGCUUCCCGCUUAGCCCAUUACAACAAGCGAUCCACCAUCAGCUCCCGGGAGAUCCAGACCGCCGUGCGCCUGCUGCUGCCCGGGGAGCUGGCCAAGCACGCCGUGUCGGAGGGGACAAAGGCGGUGACCAAGUACACCAGCUCCAAGUGA
Mobula hypostoma (lesser devil ray) is the source of this 409-nucleotide messenger RNA. RefSeq names its product histone H2B 1/2-like. Gene Ontology annotation, molecular function: DNA binding; structural constituent of chromatin; protein heterodimerization activity. The record is from RefSeq and is a predicted model, not a curated record. Lineage: Eukaryota; Metazoa; Chordata; Chondrichthyes; Myliobatiformes; Myliobatidae. The transcript has a single exon. The coding region runs from base 38 to 409 and encodes 123 amino acids. Gene Ontology annotation, cellular component: nucleosome.